Molecule: messenger RNA, 1638 nt
Organism: Fonsecaea erecta
Lineage: Eukaryota; Fungi; Ascomycota; Eurotiomycetes; Chaetothyriales; Herpotrichiellaceae
Exons: 1
Coding region: 1-1638 (545 amino acids)
Biological process (GO): anaphase-promoting complex-dependent catabolic process
Cellular component (GO): anaphase-promoting complex
Source: RefSeq, a predicted model, not a curated record
AUGGCCAUCGCUAUGUAUGGCUAUAGUUGGCUUAAGCCAGCUGGGUGUGCCAAGACGAUGCUGGGGAGACGGGAAGAAGAGGUUGAGAGGGAGGAAGUCGAAAGGCAACUGAGAGAGGUAGAACUCCAGGAAAGGUUGGCGCUGGAGACCGAGGAGCAGGAAAGACUGGCGAGGCUCAACGAGAUGGGAGAGGGUGAGAUCGAGGAAGCGGAGCGGGAUCUGGAUGAAGAUAUUCCAGACGCUGAUGAGGUGGACCUGGAUGGGGAGGGGGAUUUAGAAAGUGAGGAGGAAGAUGUUGAUGGUAUCGAGGAUGGCGAUGGCGACGAAGAUGACGAAGCGAUGCAAGCCGAUCUCGACGACGACAUUCCUGAUGCGGAUGACCAGGACGACGAAGACGAGGAUGACGAGCCAAUGUCGCCUGAGCCACCGGGCGCAGAUGGAAAUUGGGUCUACGACACACGUCGGGAACCAGACACGGACGACGAAGAACAAUUACCUCAUCCGUAUCCCAGCCAUCGUCAACCUCCAGGUCGCGCCACAGCUGGGAGGCAUGCGACAGUCGCUGGCGUGCGUCUCCCCAUGCCAGGAAGCGAAUAUGGUUACGAUGAGCGUGAUGCUGAAGAUUUAACGGCAGCUAUGCUCGAUCGAGACGAGAUCUUUGACGAACACGCUACCGGGAGCAGCAAUGCUGCCUUUGUGGAGCAUGAUCUAGAUGACGAUGUUCCCGAAGCAGAAGACGAGGAAGUCUGGGAACAUACGGACACAGAACUCGAGGAGAGUGAGAUGGAUAUCUCCAUCCUUCCCGGUCAGGGUGCAGGCCCGAGUACAAGUGGAAUGGCACAGACUCAGAAUCUGCGACCUCCUCGCAGCUCCGGGCCAUGGGUAACAGGACCUUCUCUUUCACCCCAGACACAUGGAGAGAUAAUCACCCGGCGUGGAGUCCACGCCAGGCCAACUCCCGACGCUGCCUCACGCGCCGCAAGGAUCGUAUCGGGCAAUCGGCAGCGCCAUUACCAUCCCGGUCUCCCAACUACGCGACCUCACCUCAACCAGACGCCAGCGAUGCUCGAUAGUCCCCUUGACAUUGACGAAGAAGAAGCCGACACCGACCUCGAACUGGAUACACCUGACCCAUUUACUGGCCCCGAGAAUUUGAGAGGGGCGCCUGCUGGCCGGAUGGGUGAGCGAGAGACUACGGGCAGGAACGGUGCAGCCCGAGCUGAAGCAGAUGAAACUAACAAUCGAAGCCCAAGUCGCGCGGCCGCGGCGCGCAACUGGCUCGAUGGAGCAGCAGCAGCAGUGGUCGGAGGGAGUGGAAGUGCCAGGAGAACGUUAUUUCAACGUGCAACGCGGAGAAGAAACAAUGUCGAUCCCGACACCACGGGCGCCGGCCCUGCGCAGGCUACCAUCGGUGGUGCCUCAAGUGGUGGACUGUUCACCCCGUCUCCACAUCCUGGGCGUGCCGGUUCUGCUCGCGCUCAGGACCAGCCGGGUGGAGCAGCACUGGAUUGGGAAACGCCUGUGAACGCGAACGCGAAUGCGAAUGCGGGUGACGGAUCGUCAAGUCAAGGUCAAGACCAGAGGGGAAGGAUGAGACGUACCGGGCGGUUUCUGGGGGGACGGAGACGAGGAGAAUAA